Microthlaspi erraticum is the source of this 1122-nucleotide messenger RNA. Lineage: Eukaryota; Viridiplantae; Streptophyta; Magnoliopsida; Brassicales; Brassicaceae. The record is from the annotation of a GenBank genome assembly.
AUGGCGAAGAAAGCGGUUUUGAUUGGGAUCAACUACGUGGGAACAAAGGCGGAGCUACGAGGCUGCGUCAACGACGUCCGUCGUAUGCAUAUAAGCCUCGUCCAACAGUACGGAUUCUCCAAGGAGAACAUAAAACUGUUGAUCGACACUGAUAGCUCUACGAUCAAACCGACCGGUAAGAACAUCCGACAGGCGUUGUUGGAUCUCGUUGAAUCGGCUAAACCGGACGAUGUUCUCUUCGUCCAUUACAGUGGACACGGGACGAGGUUGCCCGCAGAAACUGGUGAAGACGACGAUACUGGUUACGAUGAGUGUAUUGUUCCCUCCGAUAUGAAUCUCAUCACCGAUGAUGAUAUUAGGGAUCUUGUGGAUUUGGUGCCGAAUGAUUGUCCCAUUACAAUCGUCUCAGACUCUUGUCACAGUGGUGGUCUGAUCGAUGAAGCCAAAGAGCAGAUCGGAGAGAGCACAAAGAAGAAGAAGCCGAAGCAAGAAUCUGGAGACUCUUCAAAGAUCAAGGAGACAGAAGACGCAGUAGAAACCGAGACUAAGGAGAUCAUCAAUGAGCUAGGAAACAGAUCUCUACCAUUGGAGACUUUGAUCGACAUGCUGAAGCAAGAAACAGGCAACGAUGACAUCGAAGUGGGGAAGAUCAGGACAACUCUUUUCGAUAUGUUUGGAGAAGACUCAAGCCCAAAGGUGAAGAAGUUUAUGGAUGCGAUUCAGAGCAGGCUGCAAGAAACUGGUGGUCAAGGUGAGAUAUUGGAAACAAUUGGAGAACUGGCUCAAGAGUUUCUUGAGCAGAAGCUAAACGAUGAUGUGAAACUAGCGAUCCAAGAGGUCUAUGCAGGUGCAAUCAAUGGUGGACUUCCGGAUAACGGUAUAUUGAUCAGUGGUUGCCAAACGGAUCAAACUUCUGCUGAUGCAAGCCCACCGGGUCACCCGGAAUUGGCUUAUGGAGCAUUGACCAAUGCUAUACAGAUCAUACUUAAGGAGACUAAAGGCAAGAUUAGUAACAAGGAACUUGUUUUGAAGGUUAGGAAGCUUCUUAAGAAACAAGGGUUUGAGCAACGACCGGGGUUAUAUUGCGAUGAUGGUUAUGCGAAUGCUCAGUUUAUAUGUUGA